AUGCCCCCUUCGGUUGGUUGGAUCAAAUGUAACAUUGAUGGAGCUUUUGAUGACAUCUCUGGAGAUAAUGGUGCAGGAUAUGUGAUGAAAAAUUCUACUAGCAAAGCCUCUUUCUGUGCUGCCAUGGUUUUUGAAGUUUCGUCUGCAGAAGAAGCUGAAGCUAGAGCCAUCUGGGGAGUUCUCAAGAAAGCAGUGGAACAGAAGAUGACCCAUAUCAUCAUUGAAAUUGAUGCUAAGAAGCUGGUGGAACAAUUCUCUUUAGGUUCUUUUGAUGGUGAUUCUAGGACAAAUGCCAUAUUUAAAGACAUUCAGUUAUUUGCCUCUAAUUUAAUAGCUUCUAUCUUUAGUUUUCAACCUAUAAUCUGUAAUAUCGUUUCUCAUGAGUUAGCUCGCGCUAAACGUAAGAAAACUUCUAUGUACUGGUUUAUGCCUCCUGCUUGGCUAGCUCCAGCAGUUAAGGGAGACUAUUAG
This is a messenger RNA of Papaver somniferum (opium poppy), 471 nucleotides long. RefSeq lists its product as uncharacterized. The coding region runs from base 1 to 471 and encodes 156 amino acids. The transcript has a single exon. Lineage: Eukaryota; Viridiplantae; Streptophyta; Magnoliopsida; Ranunculales; Papaveraceae. Gene Ontology annotation, molecular function: nucleic acid binding; RNA-DNA hybrid ribonuclease activity. The record is from RefSeq and is a predicted model, not a curated record.